AAUAUGUCCAACUGUACCAUUGUAACUGAGUUCCUCCUCCUGGGGUUCUCUGACACUCGGGAGCUGCAGGUCUUACACUUUGUCAUCUUUCUAGCAGCAUACCUAGCAGCCCUGGUGGGGAACCUACUUGUUAUCACUGUUGUAACAAUGUACCACAACCUCCACAGACCCAUGUACUACUUCUUGGUGAAUUUGUCCAUCCUUGACCUUGGAUCCAUCUCUGUUAUCAUCCCCAAGUCCAUGGCCAAUUCUCUCUUAAACAUCAGGACAAUCUCCUAUUCUGGAUGUGUGACCCAGGUCAUCUUCUUCCCACUCUUUUGUAUAGCUGAUCUUGCCUUCCUCACCAUCAUGGCAUAUGACCGGUAUGUUGCAAUCUGCAAGCCACUGCAUUAUGAGACGAUAAUGAAUAAGAGAGCUUGUAUUCAAAUGGUUGCUGGUGCAUGGGUCGGUGCUAUUCUCUAUUCUACACUGCAUACUGGGGGCACAUUCAGCAUACCCUUCUGCCAUUCCAACACGAUCAACCAGUUUUUCUGUGAAAUCCCCCAGCUCCUCAAACUGUCCUGCUCUGACGCAUAUCUCACAGAACUGGGGAUUCUUGUAUUUAGUACAUGUUUAAUAUCAAGCUGCUUUGCUUUUAUAAUUGUGUCAUAUGUUCAGAUCUUGCCUACAGUGCUAAGAAUACCCUCUAAAGAGUCUCAGAAUAAAGCCUUCUCUACCUGCCUUCCUCACAUCAUUGUGGUCUCCUUGUUUGUGAGCACUGGGAUCUUUGCCCACAUGAAGCCCACUUCGGGUUCCCCCUCAGUAAUGGAUCUUUUUGUUACUGUUUUGUAUUCUGUGGUUCCUCCAUUGAUGAAUCCGAUCAUUUAUAGCAUAAGGAACAAGGAGCUGAAAGCUUCAGUGAGGAAUCUGAUCCAUAGGAGGGUAUUUGACAAUAAUACCAGAUUCAUCUCCAUCUCAUGA
Messenger RNA from Alligator mississippiensis (American alligator), 960 nucleotides. RefSeq names its product olfactory receptor 14A16-like. Gene Ontology annotation, molecular function: G protein-coupled receptor activity; odorant binding; olfactory receptor activity. The transcript has a single exon. Gene Ontology annotation, cellular component: membrane. NCBI's taxonomy places the organism in Eukaryota, Metazoa, Chordata, Crocodylia, Alligatoridae. Gene Ontology annotation, biological process: G protein-coupled receptor signaling pathway. The record is from RefSeq and is a predicted model, not a curated record. The coding region runs from base 4 to 960 and encodes 318 amino acids.